UUGUUCAGUAUGUUUAAACAAGACGAUAGUACUUAAUACAGUAGACAUAUUGUUCUACGAUAAACGUGAGGGAAUAGUACUGAUAAAAAAGAUAAAUAAAUCGACACAUAAUAUAAUUUCUAGUUGAAUGGUAUUGAUUAUUAUUAAUCAAGUAGUAAAGAGCUUAGUUGCAUAAAAAGUGUAGUACGUGUAGGUAGCGAAAUGGAAGGGACCCUAAUGGAUGCAAAGUUGAAAGUAACACCAAGGAGACAUGUCAGGGACGUUUUGUGCAAAAUUUGGAAAGGAAUUACAGUUGAACCAGUUUUAAUACUGUUCAUGUUACCAUUUCACAUGUCCGCACUUACAAUACAGAAUUUAAGUUUGGAAAAGUCUUGCAGAGUUAAUCUUAACAUGAGUGACUCAGUAUGUGAUGCUAUUCACCAACGGGACCGUUCAGGAUACAACGAUGACGAUGAAGUGGCCGUGCAGAAGGUCGUUGCUGCAGCGUACGUGUGGAAAUUUGUGGUAUAUGGUGUUUUUCCUGCGAUUUUAUUACCAUUUUUGGGAUCGUGGAGUGAUCGUAAUAAGACUAGGAAGAUUUUACUGCUUUUACCUAUUAUCGGUGAACUAAUUACCAACAUUGCAUUCAUCUUCUGCACUUAUUAUUUUUACGAAUUGCCAAUGGAAGUGAAUACUCUUGUCGAAGUUCUUCCCACCGCAAUUACAGGAGGUUCGAAUAUGUUAUUUCUUGGCGUGUUCACGCACGUCUCUGCCAUUAGUAGUAGUGAGGAUAGGACAUUUAGAAUAGGAAUUGUGCAUACUUUAUUCUGCAUAUGUGUAACAAUUGGGAGUGCAUUAAGCGGCGUGAUUUAUAAAGGCAUAGGAUUUUAUGGAGUAUUUUCGUUGUCGCUAGUUUUGUAUGCAUUAGCAGGACUGUAUGCAUAUUACAAAGUAAAGGAAGAGGCGCCCAUUGAGAAAAAAACUCGUACGAAAUACGAACUAAUGAAAGACAUUGUUAAUAUUAAAAAGACUCUGUCUACUUUCCACUUCCUUAUCCAACCAAAUCGUGGCAUACAAAGGAAACAGAUUUUCGUAAUAGUGCUUCUGGCAAUCUUUGUGCUAGGACCCUUCGCCGGAGAAGGUGCACUUCUUUAUUUGUAUACAAGACUCAAAUUUAAUUGGAACGAAAUUGAUUGUAGCAUAUAUUUCGGUUAUACUUCCGUGGCUCAUCUAACAGGAAAUUUCGCCGCAAUACUGAUAUUUUCAAAAUGGUUGAAGUUUGAUGAUGCAGUAUUGGGAGCAAUUUCCAGUGUAAGUAAAAUAUGUGGAGGAAUUGUUUUUAUGCUGGCGGAGAAGUCAUUUGUAUUUUAUAUAGGUGCGCUAAUAGAAGCAUUUAAUGGAACCUCAUUUGUAGCAUCUCGUUCGAUAAUAACAAAGUUGGUUGAAGAGAAAGACUUGGGAAAAGUGAACUCUUUAUUUGGCAUCGCCGAAUCUUUAACAAUCUUGUUAUACGUACCUAUGUACAGCGCACUUUAUAAAGCAACACUUAACAUAUUUUCUGCGUCAUUUUAUGUUCUAGGAAUCACGCUGACGAUACCUGCAAUUUUGUUGUAUUUGUGGCUGUAUUCAAAAAGAAAUGAACGUUUUGUGGAAGAAGAUUUCAAAUUUCCGGAAAGUAGGGAGCUAUUUUCACCAGAGAACAGAAAUCGUGACUAAGCACUCUACAAUAAAUUUAAAAAAAG
Messenger RNA from Photinus pyralis (common eastern firefly), 1721 nucleotides. Its product is annotated as proton-coupled folate transporter-like. Gene Ontology annotation, biological process: transmembrane transport. Gene Ontology annotation, molecular function: transmembrane transporter activity. Bases 202 to 1695 code for a protein of 497 amino acids. The record is from RefSeq and is a predicted model, not a curated record. Gene Ontology annotation, cellular component: membrane. The transcript is spliced from 7 exons. Lineage: Eukaryota; Metazoa; Arthropoda; Insecta; Coleoptera; Lampyridae.